Molecule: messenger RNA, 702 nt
Organism: Trichomonas vaginalis G3
Lineage: Eukaryota; Parabasalia; Trichomonadida; Trichomonadidae
Product: KilA, N-terminal/APSES-type HTH, DNA-binding family
Exons: 1
Coding region: 1-702 (233 amino acids)
Source: RefSeq, a predicted model, not a curated record
AUGCAAAGUAUUUUGACAGCAUGUUUUGCACCAGAUACCAAACAUACAGACGAUUGGUUCAAAAACCAAAGCACACAAGAACUUUUGAGCGAAGCACAGCGAGACCGACUUUUACAGGGGUCGCCAAAACUCUAUGAAAAUCGUAAAAAUUUGCCAAAUGGUUUGAGAGGUUGGUAUGUACAUAGACUUCUUGUAAAUGCUGUUGCAAUGUGGGCUUCACCUCGCUAUGCUUGGUAUAUUUGUAAACUUCUUGACGAACUUCACAGACAAGAACGUGAAGAGAUGGAAAAGAAACUUCAUGCAAAAGAUGAAGUCAUUGAAGCAAAAGACAAAAACAUACAGAAAAGAAUACCACGUUCGGUACCAAAAGGAAAGGAAAAGAACUAUAAGUAUAUGAUUUACACUGAAGAGAUGGAAAAUGAAGAAGACAGAGAUAUGGUUAUGUUGCAUUUAGUCAGAAGAAACAACAAAAGCUUUUACGACCUUGCUAAGAUUUACAAAUCUGACAGAAAUUGGUUCUAUCGCGAAAACUUACCGAUUUCAAUGACACCAAAUGAAGAUGUUAAACAGAUAGUUCAAGAUACGUUACCUCAAACACACUAUGAUAUGAAAGGUUGUACAAUACUUACAUUCAAAGAAGACUUACCGCUACUGAAGGAAAAGAUAACAGAGUAUUUUGACAACUUCAAAGAGGAAGAGUAA